GGGAGAUAUAUAAAAACCAAGACUAUACGAGCCUAUGUAAGAUUUCAACUUACGAUUAGAGGACGUGGUCAAAAGUAUCAUCAUACUCAGACCCAUUUUCACUGUCUGUUAGAAGAGCUUUUAAUGUGAUCAUUAACAUACAAGAAUUAGAGUAUACAAUUAAAUUAGCAAGAUAGAUCAUUAGUUUCACAAAGGGUUCUAGUCUCACACGUGGCACAAAGAAUAAUUAUAAGUGUCUGUAGUAUGUAAUAUCUUACGUUUUUUUUUAUUAUUAUUAUUUUCUUUAUGUCAGAACAUAAGUCUUGUAUAAACAUUGAGGAGAAUGAAAAAAGCUCUCGUAGCGGAUCGUCCAUAUCAACUCCAAUAGUAUCCAGAAUACCCAACCUUCAAUUCUUUCCAUCCAAAAGCACAGUAUUAGCAAAAUCUUCACCUCUUUCGUUGGUGGAUAAAGAUCUCUCAAAGACCACAGACUCUCAUUUAGCCAAAACGCGGAAAAUAACACCAGAGUUAGGUAUACUUAGAGCAAGAUCUUUGUCGAUAGGAAGUACAAUAUCUGCAAGCCAUGAUCAUAGCCGGAAAAGUAGUAUUGCCGAAAAAGGCGAAGGAACAAAAGAUGCUGUAGUUACAGAAGAAUACGAAUUCUUCAAAAGACAAGGGGACGCACAAAUAUCAAUAAAAGAUAUUAAGCAACAAGGACUCAAGGCACUUUUACGUUCCAGUGUGCCACUAGGAUAUUUCCUUUAUUAUCUCAUGACCGAGUAUUGCAGUGAAAAUUUGUUCUUUUAUUUAGCAGUUGACAAUUAUCAACGAUACGAGUUCUCAAAUCAAGCAGAACGAAGGCGAAUGGCUAAUAAAAUUGCAAAGACAUACCUAGAAAGCACGUCAGAAGUAGAAGCAAAUUUGGAGGAUCGAAUACACAAGACUGUGAAAAAAGCACUAGAGCAGCAACAGAAAAUACCUAGUGCAUCUUCUGGAAAUGAGUUUGAUGCUGCGAAAAGGCAUGUUUUUACAUUACUCAACAGCAGUUAUCACCGAUUCAGGAUAAGUCCAAUUUGGUCUAUUAUGGAAUCCAAAUGCAGUGAACUUGAUUCAUAUAGCGUAGAACGUUCCCAAACUCUCGUUGUCAGCUUGUUAUUAUCUUAUAUCAAACGUAAUCAAGGCGGAUACUACGAAGCAAUAUUGAAGCUGGUUCAUUCGUUUUGUGUCGUGUAUCUUCCCACUGGUUAUCGAUUAUACAACAAAUCAUAUCAGUGUCUGGAACAUACUAGCAAGGCUUCAAAGAAAAAUGCCGAGUCUGAUAAAAAACACAACAGGUUUACUAGUAAGCUUGACUUACUGGGCAAAAAGUUGUCCAUAAAAUAAAUGUAUCUGGCCUAAUCAUUAUCAGUUAAAGUAACCGAUACUUAAUUUCUAAGGUACAUUUCAAUGAUCUCCCUUCCGUCCCUAAUUUUGAAAAGCAUUUUUACCUUUUUUUUUUUUUUUAUUAUGUGCUAUUUUUCUUUGUUGCCUAUGGCUACAUACAAGCGUAUACCUUUUGUACUGAGCACAUUUGUAUUUUAUCUGAUAAAGAUGCUUUAAUGAGCCAUCAGAAAAAGAAAGUUGACAACACUUU
Molecule: messenger RNA, 1612 nt
Organism: Rhizopus microsporus ATCC 52813
Lineage: Eukaryota; Fungi; Mucoromycota; Mucoromycetes; Mucorales; Rhizopodaceae
Product: regulator of G protein signaling superfamily
Exons: 4
Coding region: 286-1362 (358 amino acids)
Source: RefSeq, a predicted model, not a curated record